Molecule: messenger RNA, 1373 nt
Organism: Pecten maximus
Lineage: Eukaryota; Metazoa; Mollusca; Bivalvia; Pectinida; Pectinidae
Exons: 3
Coding region: 72-896 (274 amino acids)
Source: RefSeq, a predicted model, not a curated record
UUGCCUACAACAUUGAUGCUGAGACGUGGCGCGAGUGCAGUCCAUAUUACAGGACUUCGUGAAGUUAUAACAUGGCGUCUCUAGCAGUAGCUUGCGGCGGAUUUAUCGCCUUAGUUUUGUUCAUUUUGCAGACGGUUGGGGUAGCAACAAAUCACUGGUAUGUAGUAGAAGUAUUGACCGGAUCAAGCAAGAUUACCAUCGGUCUGUUUAGGAUAUGUGUAGAAAUCAACCGUCUCGGCUCUAGCGCCAGCCAGUGCUUCACGUACAGUAGUUACAGCACCACACGGGAUCUACUGAGUUUUAACUACUAUGCGAUUACGGGACUAAGUGUCAUUGGCUGUAUCCUCCUCUUCACCACUAUCAUCGUCGCUAUCGUCGGGUGUGUCACCACAAGACCAGAUCGUCCGACUAUCAAAAACCUGUCCGGUAUCUGGUUUUGUUCCUCCGGAUGUACUAUUGCUGCUGUCAUCUGGUUUUACUUCACCCAAUACAACAACUCGCAGACACUGCUGUCCUUGACCUCUCUUGUAGAGGUCAGCCUUGGCUAUUCCUUCUACCUUGUGGUUAUAGCUGGUGGAGGUACACUUAUUGCCGCCAUUACUAUGUGUGUGAUGGCAAAUAACAUGGAUGUUCCGCAGACCGCCACCCCUGUCCCUUUCGUAGCCCCAGCGGGACAACAGGUUAUUGUGAUGCACUCAGGAGUCCAACAGCAGGGUCCUGCUGGCAAUCCACAGCCUGGCUACAUUCAACCGGGGUAUCCACAGUCUGGCUUCAGUCAACCAGGAUAUACACAGCCUGGCUACAGUCAGCCAGGAUAUCCACAGCCUGGUUAUGCACCAAAUGUACCUGGGUAUGCGGGACAGCCAAUGGCCAACUCACCGCAACCAAUGAAAUGAACGUUUCUUUCAGUAAAAACUUGCAUCCAACAGUGGCUUAAAUGAACAUUCGAAAAUAUGCAACUUUCAAGUGUUGUAAAAAUAUUUUAGACAUUUUUGGGCUCCGACUCUUCUACGUAGUUUCGAGUUAUCAAUGAUAAUUGCGAUCAUUCUUCAAAUUAAGACGUGCAAAAAACGUUCACCCAUGCGUAUCAUUAAAAAAUGAAAAUAUCCUUAAUAAGAAAAUUUCAAAUUUUGUAUGAUUUGAUUGAAGAAUAUGAUCAUCAUAACAAUAACAACUACUGAUAGACGUUACAUGUUUAUGAAAUUAUAUAGAUAUAUAUAUAUUGCCCUCCUACCAAACCUGGUAGAUGAACGAGGCAAUUGUUGAACAAUGACUCUACUUUAUUCUCUAUUAAGGACAUACAGAUAUUUAAUGAUCUUCUCUGCAUCCAAAUUGACGCAUGAAAAUAGUAAAACAUAAUUCCUUUGUUAUUA